GUAUCAGUUUGAUUAUUUUCUCAAACAAAUCAUCAACAUGUCUGGACGUGGUAAAGGAGGAAAGGGACUCGGAAAGGGAGGCGCCAAGCGUCAUCGCAAGGUCUUGCGUGAUAACAUCCAGGGAAUCACCAAGCCAGCUAUCCGUCGUCUUGCUCGACGUGGAGGAGUCAAGCGUAUCAGUGGUCUCAUCUACGAAGAGACCCGUGGAGUCCUCAAGGUCUUCCUUGAGAACGUCAUCCGUGAUGCCGUCACCUAUUGCGAGCACGCCAAGAGGAAGACCGUCACCGCCAUGGACGUCGUCUACGCCCUGAAGCGACAGGGACGUACCCUCUACGGAUUCGGAGGAUAAGAAGUUACUCUUCUAAAUCACCAACAAAACCGGCU
This is a messenger RNA of Strongylocentrotus purpuratus (purple sea urchin), 384 nucleotides long. Its product is annotated as histone H4. Gene Ontology annotation, biological process: nucleosome assembly. The coding region runs from base 38 to 349 and encodes 103 amino acids. Gene Ontology annotation, molecular function: DNA binding; structural constituent of chromatin; protein heterodimerization activity. Gene Ontology annotation, cellular component: nucleosome. Lineage: Eukaryota; Metazoa; Echinodermata; Echinoidea; Camarodonta; Strongylocentrotidae. The record is from RefSeq and is a predicted model, not a curated record. The transcript has a single exon.